Messenger RNA from Staurois parvus, 711 nucleotides. Lineage: Eukaryota; Metazoa; Chordata; Amphibia; Anura; Ranidae. The record is from the annotation of a GenBank genome assembly.
AUGGGACUCUUGUCUAAGUUAGAGCUACUGAAGCUCCAGGCCGACAAGAGAAUGGCUAAGGAUGUGUUGUAUGACGCUCUGAGCUUGAUUCAGGAGAGAAGGCGAAUAGAAGUCUUCUUUGAUUAUGUGUUUCGGGAAUUCAACCUCAACCGCUUCCCUGCUCUCAAGACCAUCUUAUUCAAUAUGGAUGACAUUAUGAUGCAGGAAACCAGAAAAUGCAGGUUAAAGCCCAUAUGCUACACUGAACUGUCAGAUCAUGACUGGGAAUUUAUUGGUGAUGGGAAAAAACAUGCAGGUGUAAAGUCCUCACUCCUGCAGAAACUGGAAAAAGUGCAACACCAGGAAUACACAGUCCACAUCUCUAAAGAUGGCAACAGGAAUAUUACAAGGAAACAUAUCAAAGAUGCUAAGAAUGUUAAAGUCAGACUGGAGUAUCCCAAACAAAUCUUCAAUGAUGAAUUUCCUGUGAGAUGUGGUGACAAGAAGGGGACCUUCAUGAGAGAACACUGGGAUGGAGAACCCAGUAUUGACAAAUGCAUCAAAUGCGACGGAAAAAUGUUUACUGUGAUCAAGUUUGAAAAAUAUGGAGGAAAAGAGUGCACCAAGAACUGGAAGAAAAGCAUUUUCUAUGGCAGGAUCCCAAUGGAAAAGCUAUUCCAGCUCAGUAUCCUGAAAUUUCCCAGCAACAUUAGACGGAGACCACUACUAUAA